Messenger RNA from Caenorhabditis bovis, 1782 nucleotides. Lineage: Eukaryota; Metazoa; Nematoda; Chromadorea; Rhabditida; Rhabditidae. The record is from the annotation of a GenBank genome assembly.
AUGAGGGAAUUUAUUUUUGGAUGUACAAAUUUUCCAAAACCUUAUAAUACAAUUUCUCUAUGUACCGAAGAAGAUGAUGAUAGUGUUAAAGUGAAUGUUUCAGAUGCGUUUUUCAAAAAAAUAUAUAAAAACUUCAACGAUUUACGAUCGAAAUGUCAACUCUGUGAUACGGUUUUAAUAGUGGAAAAUAGGAGAUUAAGCGCACAUAAAGUGGUGUUGGCCGCCGCAAUUCCAUAUUUCAAUGGAAUGUUUACAUGUCAUAUGAUUGAAGAAAAAUUAACGGAAAUUUCAUUACCAUAUAUGCAAUACGAUGUCGUCGAGAAACUAGUUAAUUUCGUAUAUACGGGAGAAUUAGCAAUAACCACUAAUAAUGUACAAUCUUUAAUGAUGGGUGCAAGUUUCUUUCAAUUAAUGCAGGUCGUCAAAGAAUGCUCAAGAUUUUUAGUGCAGCGCCUUCACCAUACGAAUUGUCUUUCAAUUUACGAAUUUUUCAAAUUAAUGGGUGCUCCGAAAUGGGCAAUUACAAAAGCGGUUUCGCAUGUCAUAAAAUAUUUCUUGGUGGUCUCAAGAGAUGAGGAGUUCUUGAAGACUCCGUUAGAAACGAUUCUAGAUCUUUUAUCUUAUGACGGAUUAUACGUGGAUUCAGAAGAGGACGUGUUUUUAGUUGCGAUUAAUUGGCUAGAAGCAGAUGAAUCGCGACACGGCGAUGCGGCCAAAGUUCUUUCAAGACUUCGACUUCCCCUCCUGCGUCCUUGCUUUUUAGCAGAUAUGGCCGAGCAUCCAAUUUUAAAAAAUGAUCCAGAGUGCCAAAAGCAAAUCGAACUUGUAAGAGAAGCCAUGCUUCACCCUGAGCGUCGAAAGCUUCUUCCUCCGCAUUUGUCAGUGGAGAGAACGUGUUAUAAUGUGCCGUCUAUGAUUGUUGUUUUAGGGGGAUUAAUGCCAGCUGAAGGCUCAAAAUCAUCGGUGGAAAUAUUCGAGCCAUCGGAAAAAAUGUGGAAAGCUGUGAAGGAGAUGGUCACGUUACGAUCUCGAAUUGGAGUUGCUGUUCAUAAACGACAAGUUUAUACGAUUGGCGGAUUCGAUGGGCAAGAUCGUUUGACAGUAGUCGAAGUAUUUGAUUACGAUACGAGCACCUGGUUUUCGCUUCCUCCAUUAAAACAUAAACGAUCUGCUCUUGGUGCAGCAUUCCUCGAGAAAAAACUGUAUGUUUGCGGUGGCUAUGACGGCAUCGAAAGUUUGCGAUCGGUUGAGGUUUACGAUCUUGAGCAAGGUUAUUGGAAAGACGGCGUAGACAUGUACAAACAGAGAAGCGCUGCUGGCGUUGCCGUGUUGCAUGGCGAACUCUACGUGUGCGGAGGACAUGAUGGAUUUCAAGUGUCGAAUUCGGUUGAGAAGUAUAAUCCAAUACUUGAUAAAUGGAUUCCGAUUCCUGGAAUGAAGGUGGAACGAGCUCGUUUAGGAGCAGCAACUUAUAAAGGGAAACUUUAUGUUGCUGGAGGAUUCAAUGGAAACGAGUUUCUUCGGAGUGUUGAAGUCUAUGAUCCAAGAACGGGUAGCUGGUCGUUUGUGGAAUCGAUGAAAAUGAAGCGAAGUCGGGUGGCGUUGGUCGCCAAUGUCGAUGGACUCUAUGCGAUUGGCGGAUUCGACGGCUCAACCAAUUUGUGUAGCGUCGAGAAGUAUGAUGUUGAAAAGGACACGUGGACGAUAGAACCCUCAAUGGCGACACAUGAAGGCGGUGUCGGCGUUGGAAUGAUUCCCAUCCCCCCUCAUUUGCUAUCCUGA